Molecule: messenger RNA, 3842 nt
Organism: Sus scrofa (pig)
Lineage: Eukaryota; Metazoa; Chordata; Mammalia; Artiodactyla; Suidae
Source: RefSeq, a predicted model, not a curated record
GGCCCGGGCUGCCCGCAGCUGCAGAUCGCCGGGUAAUGAGAUGCUAAUGAGGCGCGAAUAAAGCCUCCGCGGGUUGCGCGUCCCGUGCGGAAGCUCACACCCAGACUGAAUCCACGGCCCCGCGCUGCCGGGGUGCAGUCCUGCAGUCGCGGCUUUUGGUCCGCGCCGCUCCACCUCCACUACCGCCUUCUCUCCGUCCCCGGCCCCCCACCCGCCCCGACUGGGACACCCGCUGGGCAGGAAGCGGCCCCCUCCGGGCUCCCGAGCCCCCGCCUCCUCCCUUCUCUCCCUCCCUUCUCUCCAGCAGCCACGUGCCUCUGCCCCUCCCUGGGAGUCCCAGGGGUCUCCAUGGCCUCAGCUACCUCCACCAACCCAGCACAUGCCCACUUUGAGAGCUUCCUGCAGGCCCAGCUGUGCCAGGAUGUGCUGAGCAGCUUCCAGGGGCUAUGCAGGGCCCUAGAGCUGGAGCCCGGCGGGGGGCUGCCACAGUACCACAAGAUCAAGGCCCAGCUCAACUACUGGAGCGCCAAGUCCCUGUGGGCCAAGCUGGACAAGCGAGCCAGUCAGCCUGUCUACCAGCAGGGUCGAGCCUGCACCAGCACCAAGUGCCUGGUGGUGGGUGCGGGACCUUGUGGGCUGCGGGCUGCUGUGGAGCUGGCAAUGCUCGGGGCCCGGGUGGUGCUGGUGGAAAAGCGCACCAAGUUCUCUCGCCACAACGUGCUCCACCUCUGGCCCUUCACCAUCCAUGACCUUCGGGCACUCGGCGCCAAGAAGUUCUAUGGGCGCUUCUGCACAGGCUCCCUGGACCACAUCAGCAUCCGGCAACUGCAGCUGGUUUUGUUGAAAGUGGCAUUACUGCUGGGGGUGGAAAUUCACUGGGGUGUCACUUUCACUGGCCUCCAGCCCCCUCCCAAAAAGGGGAGUGGUUGGCGUGCCCAGCUCCAGCCCAACCCUCCAGCUCAACUGGCCAACUAUGAAUUUGAUGUCCUCAUCUCUGCUGCUGGAGGUAAAUUCGUUCCUGAAGGCUUCACGGUGCGAGAAAUGCGUGGCAAACUGGCCAUUGGCAUCACAGCCAACUUUGUGAACAGACGCACCGUGGAAGAGACACAGGUGCCCGAGAUCAGUGGUGUGGCCAGGAUCUACAACCAGAGCUUCUUCCAGAGCCUGCUCAAAGCCACAGGCAUUGAUCUGGAGAACAUCGUGUACUAUAAGGAUGACACCCACUACUUUGUGAUGACAGCCAAGAAGCAGUGCCUGCUGCGGCUGGGGGUGCUCCGCCAGGACUGGCCGGAGACCGACCGGCUGCUGGGCAGUGCCAAUGUGGUGCCCGAGGCUUUGCAGCGCUUUGCUCGGGCAGCUGCCGACUUCGCCACCCACGGCAAGCUCGGGAAGCUGGAGUUUGCCCAGGACGCCCAUGGGCGGCCUGACGUUUCUGCCUUUGACUUCACAAGCAUGAUGCGGGCAGAGAGCUCUGCUCGGGUGCGGGAGAAGCACGGCGCCCGCCUGCUGCUGGGGCUGGUCGGGGACUGCCUGGUGGAGCCCUUCUGGCCCCUGGGCACUGGAGUGGCCCGGGGCUUCUUGGCAGCCUUUGAUGCCGCCUGGAUGGUGAAGCGGUGGGCAGAGGGCACCGGGCCCCUGGAGGUGUUGGCAGAGCGAGAGAGCCUGUACCAGCUCCUGUCCCAGACAUCCCCGGAGAACAUGCACCGCAAUGUGGCCCAAUAUGGACUGGACCCGGCCACCCGCUAUCCCAACCUGAACCUUCGGGCUGUGACCCCCACUCAGGUACGAGACCUGUAUGAUGUGGAGGCCAAGGAGCCUGUGCGGAAGAUAAGUGACAAAAUGGACUCAGGAAAGCCAGCCACUGGGUCGGUGGGCACCCAGGAGGAGCUGCUACGCUGGUGCCAGGAGCAGACGGCUGGGUACCCAGGUGUCCAUGUCACUGACCUGUCUUCUUCCUGGGCUGACGGGCUGGCUCUGUGUGCCCUGGUGCACCGGCUGCGGCCUGGCGUACUGGAACCCUCGGAGCUGCAGGGAGUGGGGGCUUUGGAAGCAACUUCUUGGGCACUGAAGAUGGCAGAGCAUGAGCUGGGCAUCACGCCGGUCUUGUCUGCACAGGCAGUGGUGUCCAGGAGCGACCCACUGGGCCUCAUCGCCUACCUCAGCCACUUCCACAGUGCCUUCAAGAGCACACCCCACAACCCAGGUCCCGUCAGCCAAGGCACUCCGGGCACCGCCAGCGCUGUACUCUUCCUUGGCAAACUGCAGAGGACACUGCAACGGACCCGGGCCCAGGCAGAUGGGGAGGACGCAGGUGGCAAGAAGCCCCGCCUGGAGAUAAACACACACGGGUUGGACAGUCCCUUCCACGAGGUCGAGGCUGACACUCCAGGUACCAAGGAGCCAUAUGUCCCAGAGCCCAGUCCCCCUGUGACACCCCCAUCCGAACCCCAGGAGGCCAGUGCUGAGGACCUGUGUGCGCUCUGCGGCCAACACCUCUACAUCCUAGAACGCCUCAGUGUUGAGGGCCGUUUCUUCCACCGGAGCUGCUUCCGCUGCUGGGUCUGUGAGGUCACACUGUGGCCAGGGGCCUACGGGCAGCACCCAGAAGAUGGACAUUUCUACUGCCUCCAGCACCUACCCCAGCCAGGCCACAAAGAGGACAGUGGCCACAGAGGUCCUGCAAGUCAGGACCUUCCCACACCAGGGGAGAAUAACAUGCCAUCAGGACCCUCACCUCCCACAGCCCCCCAGGAGGAGACCGGUCCCGUCCCAAGCCCCAGCCAGCCCACCCGUCGGCUGAUCCGCCUCUCCAGUCCAGAACGCCAGCGGUUAUCCUCCCUUCAUCUCACCCCUGACCCGGAAAUGGAGCCACCACCCAAGCCCCCACGAAGCUGCUCUGCCUUGGCCCGCCAGGCCCUGGAGGGAAGCUUUGUGGGCUGGGGGGUGCCAGUCCAGAGCCCUCAAGGUAGCUGCCGCCCAGGGUGGGGUGGGGCUGGGCGGGUGGUAUUCCGAUUCCUGGAUGGGGGUGCUGGGGGUGGGAAGGGAGGUCGUGCAGAUCCCAGGCCAUGUCUCCCGCUCUCUUCAGUUCUUGCAGCUAUGGGGAAUGAGGAAGAAGAGAGUCCGUCCUCCAGUGAAGAGGAAGCAGAGGAAGAGGAAGAUGUGCCUUUGGACUCAGACGUGGAACAAGUUCUGUGGAACUUGGUCAAGAAUUCAGGCCCCAUGAACAAUUACCCAACGUGGCGUAGGACUCUGUUGCGCCGCGCUAGGGAGGAGCAGAUGAAGCGGUUCUGCAAGGCUCAGACCAUCCAGCGGCGACUAAAUGAGAUCGAGGCUGAUCUGAGGGAGCUGGAGGCCAAGGGCACGGAGCUGGAGCUGUCCUUGAGAAGCCAGAGCAGUUCCCCUGAACAGCAAAAGGCGCUCUGGUUGGAACAGCUGCUACAGCUCGUUCAAAAGAAAAACACCCUGGUGGCCGAGGAGGCUGAUCUCAUGAUCACGGUGCAGGAACUGACCUUGGAGGAGAAACAGUGGCAGCUGGACCAAGAGCUACGAACCUACAUGAACCGGGAAGAAACUCUAAAGACAGCUGCUGAUCGGCAGGCUGAAGACCAGGUCCUGAGGAAGCUGGUGGAUGUGGUGAACCAGCGAGAUGCCCUCAUCCGCUUCCAGGAGGAGCGCAGGCUCAGUGAGCUGGCCUCUGGGCCUGGGGCCCAGGGCUAGAAGAGGGUGGGGCUGUCUGUUUCUUCCUCUGCAAGGAGACCACCUCACCCCAGCAGAGUGCCACCCCACUCAUCUGGGCUGCCCAGGAGAGGCCUAACUAUUCAUAAUAAAAUUUCUACCCCCUA